Messenger RNA from Cinara cedri, 6393 nucleotides. Lineage: Eukaryota; Metazoa; Arthropoda; Insecta; Hemiptera; Aphididae. The record is from the annotation of a GenBank genome assembly.
CCGACAUCCGUCCGGUUCACCGAUUUGUAAUUAUUAAUUUAUGAUACUUAACACAUUUUUCAAUGAUUGAUUGAGAAUAUUUUUCGUAAGGGUUAAUAUUGAAGGAACAAAUCAUGUAUUCUGUUUGGACACGAUAUGGAUAUAUCUAUAGAAAUGCAGUAAGUGUAUUUAUAUUAGUUCUAUAAAGAAAUUAUUACUUAACAUUAAAAUGCUAAUAUAACAGAAAAUACAAUUCAAAAAUGUGCUUUUCAUAAGUAAUUUUUUAAUUUUAAUUUUAGUAGCUAAAAGUUUUAUAAAUAUGUACAUAUAAUUUUUUGAUAAGUGAUUAUUUGAAGUAUUCUAACUUUAUUACUAAACAACUUUUUACUUAUAGAUAUUAUAAUGUAUUUAGGUUAAAAUCAUUAUUUUUGAUAAAUAUUUAUUGAUUUUAAGGUACUCUUUUUAAUUUAUUUAAAGUUCUUGUUUUUGCACCAUAUCAUGUGGGGUUACCAGAUGCUAGUUACAGUGACAGUGAUUUAGCUACAUAAAUUUUUCAGGAAAUAGUUUUAAAUUUAACAUUUGCAUUAUAUACGUCUCCCAUCAGGAUUUAAGACUUCUUGGUUUUCAAUAUUAUAAUUAAUAAAUUAUAUUAAGAAAAUAAAAACAUGUAAACAGCAGAGCUCUGUCACAAGUCAUAUUCUCGCCCCAGCACAUUUUUUGUAUUAUAACCAUUUCUUUGUAAAACAAUAAAUAACUGAACACUAUAAUAAUACAUUACUAUACUAAACUUCCAAAAAAAACAAUGAAAUUCACUUUUUUGGUUGAAAGUUGAAACUCUUAAAACACACACCUUUGAUAUCAUGCAUACAAAUUGUUAUUCCCCUGGCUUUAUUCGGGGAUUCUUAGGGGCAUUCAAAGCUAUAAAAACACCCUUAUCCUAUAAUAGCAUAAUGGAAUCAUAUAGAAAAUCAAUCUAAUUUUUAUCACUUCAAUCCGCCUAUAAAACAACUAACUAAUUUGGUACAGAAAAGGUAGCUAAAAAUGUCCUUAAGUAACAGGAAAAAGGAUACAAGUAUCUAUAUUUUUUAGUGCCAGGAAUUAAGGGCUUCAGUAAAUUUUGUAUAGUUUUUAAUACUAGUAAAUGAAAUUGUGAAAAUAAUUUUACAUUACAUACUCUAAUUUUGAAAAUAUAUACGGAGACAAUUAGACAAAAUUAUUUAAAAAAAUGCCAAAAAUUGACUUAUUGGACUAAAAAUGUAAAACAGACUAUAUACGUUCCAUUUUCGGAGGAAAAUUUUACAAAAGUGAGUCACUACAAACAUCUUUUAGCUUAUAAAAUUUAAAAUGUCAUUUUGGGUGAUAGGAUAGGGUUAUAAUUCAUUAAAACCUGAUACAUUGACUUUUCUGCCAGAAUACUUGCUCGGAUUUCCAAGUUUAGAUGCUUUUCUGAAAAGAAAUCUUUGUAGGGAGGUACUAUAGGGAUGUCAUUUUUUGAUUCUCUCUAGAGUUUUCUCAUCAAAUUUAAAAAACCGAAAAAAAAAACAACUAGAAAAUAUAAGAAAUGUAAGUAUUAAUUAAAAUAUAUUACAGCCUUCUUUUUUUCCUGUGCAUAACUUUUCUACCAGCAAUUUUGCUCCAACUUUAAAUUAUAGCAAUGUUCCUAAAAGAAAAUUUUACUAGGGAGGUACUUUAGAGUAGUUAUUUUUCGAUUUUCUCAGGAGUUUUCCCAGCAAAUUUUAAAAAACCGGGAUAAAACAUGAAAAACUUAGGAAAAUUAGGAAAAAUGGGUACAACAUUAAACAAAUAUUACUUACAGAUAUACAUUAAAUAAUCUAUAAAAGUGGCUUCACCCCUCCUCGUUAUUCCUAGGAUGUUUUUUUAUAAAUAAAUAUAUGUAAUAUAAUAUAUUUUUGUCUAAAUUUUUUAUUUUUACUAUGUACUUACGGUGAUAUGUUUAAAUUAUGACAUUUUUUUUAAAUUAUCAUUUACUUAAUUAUAAGUUAUUUAUCUAAUGAUAAAGUAACAUACCGUUUGUUUAUCUAUAGUAUAAUUAUAAAUACAAUGAAAUAUUAUAUUAUCAUAUUUAUUUCAUCCACAGAGAAAAAAAGUAUAAAGAAUACCUAGCUAAAUUGUAUUAUUGACUAAAUUUGUUUUAUUAUUGUUAUUAUUAUUUGAUACGUGUCUGUGUUAACCAUUAUUUUUACUCAUUACAGCAUUGUUUAAAGCAUUAUUCAUCAUCACCUCCACAAAAAUCAAAUUUUUUUAUGCGAUUAUUCAAAAAUAUAAAAGAUGAAAUUGCCAAGAACAAAGAAAUGAAACAAAAUUUAGAACAAUUCCGUGCUGAAAAAAAGAAAUUAGAAGAAUCUGAUAAUUUAAUAAAAGCUAGGUAGUAAGAAUACAAUCAAUUUUUCAUUUUGUAAUUAAUCCAACCAGUAUUUAAUUAAUAAUAUUUGUAGACAGAAAAUAAAUGUAAUAGAAUCAGAAACAUUCAAAGUAACCCAGCAAGCCAAAGUUGUUAUAAAUAUUAUGUUUUCUAAGGUUAAAAAUGCUAUGAGCCAAGCUAGUGAAUCUGAUUUGGCGAAAAAAGCAGGUAAAUUUAUCAUGCAUUUUCUUAUUAAAAUAUAAACAUAUUUGUAUUUUAAAUUAGGAAAAAUAAGUGGGAGUAUAAGUAAAACAGUUAUUGAGGGUGGAACUAAACUUGGUCAGUCUGGUCCUGUGAAAUCAUUUUCCAAUACCGCAGAAGCAAUUUCAGCACAAAUUGAAAGUGAAUCUUCAUUAAAUUCACAUGUAAGGUUUUGUAUUUAAAACUUUAAAAUAUAUGAGUUUUAUAUAAUUUUGUUUUUAACAUAUUUAGGUUUAUAAAGCUCCAAAAUCUUUAAGAAAACGGUCUGAAUUGGGUGACCAAAGAAAAGUUGUUCCUAAUGAAAAAGAAACUGGUUUGACUCUCCACAAAGAUUCAGCGUAAAUAAUCUAUACUUAAAUUAUAAUUACAAGAUAUUUAAAAUUAAAUCUUGGAUUUUUAUGACAUGAUUAAUCAUAGAAUUAGUUAAGCUUUAUUUUAAAACCAUUUUCAAUUUUUACCCCUACUCAAUAUAUCUUAAAUAAGUAUAUCCUUUUUUUUUUUUCAAAUAAAAACCUUUUUAAACACAGAUUUGAAUAAAUAAUAUUUUUCUAGAUAUUUUGAUAUGCAUAACACUGAUAUCAGAUUUACAAUUAAUGAGUUAUAGCCAUUUAAAAGUUUAGACUGGAAGAGUAGGGAAAGGUAAUAAAUUGCAUGAUUACAUUCUAUCCUACUUAUUUGCCAUGUCUAGAAAAAGCAAGUAUAACUUUUCUGUCAAAAUUUCAAAUUAAUGAAUAUUUUUAAUCUAAUUAUAUUUAAAAAAUAAAGUUCUUUCUACAUUUUUUUUUUCGAUUUUGCUUAAUAAUUAAAAUAACUAUAGAGAAAAUCAAAAAUGACUUUCUAUGUCAGAGGAGAAAUAUUAAAAGGAACAAAAUUGUAAGUUUUCCAUUGGAGAAAAAUUCUGGUAAAAAACAUUAUGUAAACAAAUUAAAAACAAUGGAAAUUUUAAGGUUUUUCAUUUUUUUAAAUAAAAGCACUUAAUGGGAAAACGUAAAAUUUCACGAUUUCAUUAUUUUAUAAAAACAUAGAGAAUGUUUUCUACCAGAAAAAAUGAUUUUAUCGAAAAAUCACAAGACUACUUUUUUGUUGCUUUUUCGAUUAACUUUCUAACAGUAUUAUCACCAAAACUUUUGAACCACUUUUGAGCUUUUAAGGAAUUUUAAUUUUUGGGAAUUUUUUUGCUGUAAUUUGAUUAUUAAUACUUGUAAAGACUUGAAAUUCGAUAAUAAUAAUUAUAUUAGACUUACCUAGAUAUGGUAAAAUUUCUAAAAUCAUUGGACAAAUUUUUAUUUUUUUACAGUGGUAUUUUUUUUUUUAUAUAACUAUAUCACUGUUAUCCUAAAAAACUUGCUCCGAUGUAUGAGUGUAGCACUUAUUCUAAAAGUUAAUUUUAUAUACUUGUAAAUACAUAGGUCAUUUUUUGAUUUUUGAACUGGUAUUUAAAAUAAAAUGGAUUAACCAGGAAAAAAAAUUGAUUUUUUCAUGAUUUCAUUAUUUUAAAUAAGUACCUACCACAUUUUCUAGCACAAAUAUGGCACCAAUUGAAAAACAACAAGAGACCUUUUUUUCAAUUAUUAAUCUUGUUUUUAAUAAUGCAAUCAGUUUUUAUAAUAAUUGGGAAAAAUGUAGGAAGAACAUACAAUUUCACUAUAUCAUUAUUUUAUAUUAAUAAAGAAUAGGUUUAUUAUUAAGAAAAGUGCUUUAAUCGAAAAAUGAAAAGAAAUCUUUUUUGAUUCAUCCCCAAUAUCAGCUCAUUUUAUUAUUUUUUUAUAAUUAUUAAAAUAAAAACUUUUCUACCAGAAAUCUUGCUCAGAUUAAAAAAUAACAAGAGAACACUUUUUGUUGCAUUUCGGAUCUGUUUAGUACAACAUUAAAAAAUUAAUUUUUUAAUUUCCAUUUUAUUUUUACAUUGAUUAGGAAAAACCUCAAAAAUAAACAUUUAUAUAAGGCAGUCAACUACUUUAGUAAUUUUUAUUAUUUUUAAUUUUUACUGAUUAUGUUUUCUAUAAGUUAUGAUCUAAAAUUUACACAACAAUUCUUGUAUUAGCCUUUUCCAAAUAUAGUAAAAUGUUCAAAACAUUUAGUAAUUUUUCAGCCAUUUAUAAGCAUUUUAUAUUUAAGAAUUUAUUUAUUAGUUUUGCACACAAAUGCUUGAAAAUUAAAAUAACAGGUCUUUAUAACUUGAACUCAAUGUCCAAAAACAAAAAAAAAAAUGAACUUAAUGUCCCUAGUAAAUACUAGGAUAUUAAUCCCAUAAAUAUUAAAGCAUUUUAAAAUAUACAUAACUGAACUUAGCUUAGAAUAGUUUUUCAUUAGCAAUGAUUUAUCAUUAUUUACAGAUAUAAAUUAAACAAAUUUAUAUAUCUUAUCUUUACCAACUUCUCUGCAACUGUGGAACACCUAUCAGCAGUAUCAAAUUUUUUAGUUUUUAUUUAUUUAAAUAGGCAAGGUUAUGUAAUAAUAAUAAUAAUUAUUGUAAAUAGGCAUAUAUUAUGAGUUAAAAACACAAAAUAUAAAUUUAUCAAACACUUUUUUAAAAUGUGUACCAUAAUUUCUCUAUAAGUAAUAUACUCCAAAAUAAUAAUGAUGAUAAUAUUAUGAACAUUUUUUGUUAGCUAUUAAAAUUGUUGUUUAUAAUAUAUUAAGGUUUAAAUGAAGGCAAAAAAAAUAAAUAAAAUAUUCAAAUAAAUUAAUAAAUAUUGCAGUUCUUACACUUAAAAUCUUUAUAUAUUUUCAAUAUAAAGAACAUUUAUCUUAUUUUUAUACCUACUAUAAAUUAUUAAAUUUGUGACUUAAUUAUUAAUAAUUAUGAUUUUCUUUUUAUUUAGGUUAUGGGAAAAUUGGAAAAAGUUCAAAGCUGAAAAUACAUUAAUGCAAAAAUUAUCAGAACUUAAAGCCCUAUAUGAUGACAGCGAUCAUGUUUUAGCUCGUGCUUCACGUUCUGUAACAGACACUUUGUCAUCAGUGUUUCAUAAUGCAGAAAUGUCAGAAGUUGUAACGGAGUUGUGUCGUGUUGAACCAGAUUUUAGUUUAGUUAACUUUAUACGACAGUGUGAAACUGAUAUAAUACCAAAUGUACUAGAAGCCAUGGCACAGGAAAACUUAGAAGUUCUCAAAGACUGGUGUUUUGAAGCUCCAUUUAGAGUAUUAUCCCAUCCUAUUAAUGAGCACCACCAAAAAGGCCAUCAAACGUAUUGUAAAGUGUUAGAUGUACAUAAUGUAGAUGUAGUCACUGGAAAAUUAAUGGAACAUGGUCCUGUACUAAUAAUAUCUUUUAGUGCCCAACAAAUCAUGUAUAUUAAAGAUAUAAAUGGAUUAAUUAUUGAAGGUGAUCCUCAUACUGUAAUCAGAGUGAUGUAUACUUGGGCAAUGUGUCGAGAUAUAAAUGAAAUACAUCCCAGAGCUGCUUGGAAAUUAUUAGAUAUUGCAGCUAAUUCCACUGCACAGUUGUUGUAAAUAGUUUUUUUUUUUAUAUAUAUAUAUAGAGUAUUGUAUUUGUGACAAAAUUAUUGGUUUAUAAACUAUUCUUAAUGUUUAAGUUAACUUAUGUUUAAUAUGUAAUCAAUUUUUGUCCAAAUCUAAAGUCUAUAUUAUACUAAGGUUCAUCCUUAAUGUGUUAUCUAGUUGAACACAAUUUAGUUUUUAAUACUUCAAUAUUGGAAAAAAAGAAAAAUAUUAUUUUUGAGUAUCUAUCUACUAAUUUUAAAAAUGUUCACUCAAUUUAUAUCGCCAUCAUGUUAUUAUUACAGAAAAACAUCAGUCCUUUAUCAUAGUUGUUCAUUAUAGUUUAUAGU